AUACGGCAGAUGCCUCGAGUCUCAAUAUCGCAAGAAGGUUAUAUACUAGGCGCACUUCCUGAAAGGUAAAGUACAGUCCGAAAUCGCGGCGCCACCAGUGUACUCAAUGAAAACAUCAACAAAUAGACGUCUAUUGUAAAGUGCACCGGGGUGAUAUUGAUAAGCGGCAAUUUCAGAGGGCAAACAGCUUUCUCUCUCGCACUUGUCUCUGUACUCUGUGUGCGGUGCAGUGUGUUUUUCUUACGCGAGUUUUUCUCUGCCGUUAUAGGUUAGGAAAGCCAGUUCGGCAGUUGAGACUCUCUUGAUCGGCCGAUAUCGUGAUGACAUGCGACAGUACUGAGAAUCCCCCGUGAAAAAGUGCUCUUCGUGGUCAAGGACAGCUUUCCGACGUUCGGCAGAGAGAGAGAGAGAGAGAGUCGUCCAUGCGACAAAACGAACACAAAGUGUCAAGGGCGCUCGCAUAAUUGGCUACAAAUCUCCAUCGAUGAGCGCUUAUUUCAACGACGUUGUCAGAAAAUCGGACUCGUUCGACUGCCCCAGCUAGGAGCUGGCUUUUUCGGAAACACCCACGCUAACUCUACGGCGGAGAAAAAUACCGGGAUUAUGGCGAGCCUCGAAACAGGUGCAGCUCAUCAAUCUGGUGAAAACACCAGCUGGAGGAAAGAUCUUAUUUCUCAACUGCGGGACAGAAAUAGAACGCAAACACAAUGUUUCUACGAUCUCAUUAGUUUGCAUAAUCGCCUGUUCGACAACGCCAAUACAUUGAGGGGAGAAAAUUUACAGCUCUCGAUAGCCAAUGAGAGGCUGCGAUGCGAGGUAUCGAGUGGCACUCCAGGUUCGGGUGCCAAUGCUGCCCUCGAAGCCAAAUUAUUGGCACAGGCUGAUGAGCUUACUAUGCUGCAUAGGCGAAGGGGAGAACAUACCCAACAAAUUGUAGACCUGAACAACAAAUUGCAAGAAGUAAUAAAAGAGCUUCAAGCUAAAGAAGCAAGCCUGGCUGAAAAUUUGGAGGUUAAUAUCGGCUUGCGCUCUGAAAUCUCUCGAUAUGUCACAAAGGAGAGAGAGUUGGAGAAUAUCAAUCAAAUGUUAAAAGACGAACAUCAGGCCUUACAAUUAGCUUUUGCCUCACUCGAGGAUAAAUUGAGAAAAGCACAAGAAGAGAAUCGACAAUUGGUAGACCGUUUAAUCAAGUACAAAGCUAAAGAUGCAGAGAAAAUGAACGAAGAAAAUGAUAACUUUUUAAAUGAGAGUUUUACCAGCCCGACAGCCUUUUUGAUGCAUACCAUUUCAAAGUUUGGGAAAAGACAAGCCAAAAUGCAAAAAGAAUUAGAAGAUGCGGCCAAAGAUACUAGGCCAGCCAGUCCAGAUCGUGUCAGUUUAAAGGAAGGGCUACUUGGUCUUCCCACGUCGGUGCCGACUAAAGUCUCCAUCAAAUUUAACGCGCACGAGGGUGAGGUGAACGCCGUCCGAUGGUCGCCGACCGACAGAAUACUCGCCACAGGCGGCGCGGACAGAAGAGUCAAGUUGUGGGACAUAACCAAAGGAGGAUACGAGUGCAAGGGAAUACUGGUGGGCAGCAACGCCGGAGUUAUGUCGGUGGACUUUGACUCGUCGGGCCAGCACAUUCUCGGAGCUUCCAACGAUUUCGCCAGCCGCGUCUGGACCGUCGGGGAUCUUCGAUUAAGGCACACUCUCACGGGCCAUUGCGCAAAAGUGAUGGCAGCCAAGUUUCUCGGAGAACCGUCCAAGGUGGUCACCGGCAGUCACGAUCGCACUCUCAAGAUCUGGGACCUCCGCAGCCGAGCCUGUGUCGAGACCAAGUUCACCGGCUCGAGCUGCAACGACCUCGUCACGUCCGACGGCUCGGGAUCGACGAUAAUAAGUGGCCACUUCGACAAGACCAUCAGAUUUUGGGAUACCAGAACCGAGUCCGGCUCCAACGACAUCGUGCUCCAGGGCAAGAUCACCUCGCUCGACUUGUCUCGAGAUGCUAAUUACCUCCUGAGCUGCGUGAGAGACGACACGCUCAAACUCCUCGACUUGAGGAUGAAGAUGAUCGUGGCAUCCUUCAGCGCCGACGGUUUCAAAGUCGGCUGCGAUUGGACGCGGGCAACUUUCAGCCCCGACGGACAGUACGCCGCUGUCGGCUCGUCGGACGGUUCGAUUUUCAUUUGGUCCGUUACGACCAACAAAAUCGAAACGGUUCUGAAGGAUCACACGGACGCGGUGACAGCAGUCUCCUGGUUUCCGCACGGCACUUAUCUCGCCUCAGUGGACAAGGCCAAGUGGGCGACGAUUUGGGGCGAUCACGUCUGACAGGAGGAACAGACCUGAAACGGAUGAGGCUCGCAACAAGCAACUAGCAACUAGCACCAACGUUUCAGGCAUCGACGAUCAACGCGAGCAACAUCAUCAGCUCUAAGGAUCAUGAGAGACAGCGCGCGCAAGUCGCCUGCGUAUGUAGAGCGCAGCUGAGCUGCGCGCGAACCGCCGGCCGAUUAGCGACGUUUAAUAAGUCUCGAAUGUCGUAAUUCAGGUUUUUCCGUGAAACCAUAUGCGCGCUCGACUUUUUCUAUAUACACUGCCGGCGGUGCGCUACUUGUGUUGAUUUUCUCCUCCUUCUCGAUUCGCAGCUUGUUCGCGAACGGUCGCGAAAGACGUGCGUGCGAAAGGCGCAAGGCAGACGAGUUAUGUCCUCUGGCUUAUUGACCGAGCUCGCGUACUCUCUGCACCGUGACGGAUAAGAAUAUCAUGUACUGUUAAAAGAGCAAAAAUUCAAACCUGCCCGCGACUGCUGUACAAGCGCGCGCGCUCCAAAGUGCCAAUUGAGAAUCUUCAAGCUCUCUUCUUCGCACCGUAACAAGGGCACUGGGCAAAUUCUUCAUCUUCUUUUUUUUUUAUUACUUUUAUUACUUUGUAUACUUUUUAUUAAGAAACGACGAGUUUACCGCUACAAUACUCGUUGAACGACACCUUCGUCCGCGCAGCACAAACCGACUAUUAUUAUUGGUAUAUUUACAGUUUACAAUGCGCUGGGAUUAUUCGCGUUGAAUUAUCGAUUCAUCGGGGGUAGUUGGUUUAUUAUUGCUUACAGCUUCGAACUUAUUCGAUGCGCUCUCGCGCGCGCGCGUGUGUGUGUGUGUGUGUGUGUGUAUGAAAUAUCCAUUACGGACACGUGAACAUUUUCUAAUACACCGUUUACCGAUGACAAGAUUAAAAGUUGUCGGAACUAUGCCGUCUAUGAAAAAUAGGAAUUUACGAAAGGAUGAUGAGAAGUGAAUUUCGUUUAGCGCUCAUUAGGCCCUAAUUGAUGGGAACGGUGCUAUAAUACACACACGAUUAUUUUCCCUAGUUAUAACGAAGCUUUGGCGCGCGCAAAAGUUACUGACGAAAAUAUAGCUUAUAUCAUAUAUAUAUAGGUAAGUGUUGAAGCCUACAUUUUUUUAUAAAAUAACAAGCACAAUAAAUAUAACAGAGCUGAUCGAUAAUUGCGAACGUGACGUAUAUGAAUAUAGAUAUAUCUGCAAAUAUAUAUACACAUAUGAAUAACUAACAUUACGUCACUUUAUAUUGGCCGCAGGCGUGCGCUCGUAAACGUUUGGUUCGCGACCUACAUAACGAUGACGCGUCAAUCAAUUAAAGCGAAAAAGUUGGUCGUUUUUAGCGCGAGAUGAAUCUAGCUAUACAUAGCAUAAAGUCAACGUUUUCUUUUUCAAAUAAUGUGUAAUGGAAAGUCGAUUGUGAUGAACUACCACGUAGCUCGAUAUUUUUGUAACGAAACCACGGGACAUAGCCUAGCUAUAUUAUAUUAUGUAAUAAAGUGAAAAAAUAACUGGGACUGGUGACUGACUCAAGCAGUUUGAAGUAUAAAAAUAGUAUAUGAUACAUAAAUAAUAUUCAGUGAUGAUAAUGAUAAUAACGAUGAAUAAUAUAACGUUAUAGUUAAUUAGGCGCAUAAAUUGUCCGUAGCCUCACUGCUAUUUUUCUCCUCGCGGAAUCAUAACGGUUUGUACGAUUUUUACCCAUCACAACAGUCGUCGUCAUGCGUGAAUCACCUUUUUUAUUGGCCGCAGAUAGAUGCAAAACUGAGAUUACGCAACCAAUCGCGUAAUCAAAAUGUCAUCGACGCGUGCAUACCGCUGUAAAUGUUGAACAUUUUCACGGUUUGUUCAUCAAUUAUACUACCCUCUAAGUUUACUCGAGUAAAUAAUUUCGUAGUAUUAAGCUAAACCGAUUAAAGAAACUGAUUCUCACGUUGAUUUGCUUGACAUAUUUAUACGUAUACGUAAAAUAAAAAUGGCUGCAAAGUGUCGUGCGAAUCAAAGCGCGCAACGAGUGAUCACGUAUCGAUGAUCGAGCAUACUCCAUACAUACGCGUGUUCUUUUUUACUGCAUCGAACGAGUGUUUUAACGGUUAGCCAAUUUGUUUUGCCGAGUGUAUAUUUAUAUGGACUACUAUACGCAGUUCAAUCAAUGUACAAAACAAAAACAAAUAUUUUGUCACAAUUUCGUAAAAUAUUUCUACAAAGCUCACGUCAAUCAAUAAUCUUGUAAUCUACUGCUAUAGCUAUAUGUAUAAGGAAACUUUAUAAAAGGUAAUUCUUUAUAUAUUCGCUUCGUUAUAUUGACUGGCGAGAGGGGCUGAGGCGUCGCAGAUAUUGUGUAUUAUGUGUGCAGGGAGGGGGGAGGGGCGAUCCGGCCUCCCGUGACGACAAAAUUAAUGCUCGCCGUUUAAUGUACACCUAAUAUAGAUCCGUCAAAUAUUCAAUAUAUACAUGUAUGCGCAGCCGAGGAUGAAACAUUAUUUUGUCGAAGACAGGGGAGGGCUCCCCUUUAUCAUGCCGCGCAUAUACACCGGCGAAGCACAGCCGUAGGCCCCCCUCAACGAACAAAAGCAUCGUGCGUAACCUGAUUUUUUCUCCGCCGCGUGUCGCGCGUUUCAUGUGGCAAAUAUAAUGUAAAGUUGUACACAAAAAGUUCGCAUCUUGUAAAUAUUCUAUACAUAUAUAUUAAAUGGAUUUUAUUGUAUUUUCUACAAAAGAG
This is a messenger RNA of Nasonia vitripennis (jewel wasp), 5043 nucleotides long. It is a transcript of the gene Atg16, whose product is annotated as autophagy-related protein 16-1. Lineage: Eukaryota; Metazoa; Arthropoda; Insecta; Hymenoptera; Pteromalidae. Gene Ontology annotation, cellular component: autophagosome membrane. Bases 604 to 2316 code for a protein of 570 amino acids. Gene Ontology annotation, molecular function: protein binding. Gene Ontology annotation, biological process: autophagosome assembly. The transcript has 13 exons. The record is from RefSeq and is a predicted model, not a curated record.